Gadus morhua (Atlantic cod) is the source of this 2340-nucleotide messenger RNA. It is a transcript of the gene rabgef1l, whose product is annotated as RAB guanine nucleotide exchange factor (GEF) 1, like. Gene Ontology annotation, cellular component: endocytic vesicle; cytosol. Gene Ontology annotation, molecular function: small GTPase binding; guanyl-nucleotide exchange factor activity; DNA binding. The transcript is spliced from 9 exons. The coding region runs from base 180 to 1685 and encodes 501 amino acids. Gene Ontology annotation, biological process: vesicle-mediated transport. Lineage: Eukaryota; Metazoa; Chordata; Actinopteri; Gadiformes; Gadidae. The record is from RefSeq and is a predicted model, not a curated record.
GCUCCCAUCCAGCACAGGAAGAAAACCUGACACAUUCCACCAUAAACACAAAAUGGCUGGGAAGCAGAGAUAGCCAACUAGUCCAAGCUAAAGCAAACUCCAGCCGCCCGGAGCUCCAGCGGAAGAGGUCUUUGACGUUGACAUGCUGCACGUCUCCGAAAUCAUAGCAAAACGAAGGCAUGACGACGCAGAGGUUUGAACGCAGUGGCAUCCACCUGGACCAAUCGGAACUGCUGUGCACCAAGGGAUGUGGGUUCUACGGCAACGCAGCCUGGAGAGGCCUGUGUUCAAAAUGCUGGAGAGACGAGAACCAGAAAGACAAACAGACUCAGAUUCAGGAAGACUGGGCCCUUGCAGAGAGGUUGCAGAAAGAGGAGGAGGUGGCCUACGCCAGCACCCACCAGACGGCCCCGACGCAGCCUCCCGCCUCGGGCAGGCGGGAGGAAAAGAAACCCAAGGAAAAGGCCAGUAAAGUCAAAACGGUCGCAAAACUGUUCAGCACCUCCACAAAAACACCGCCCAAAAAAGAUCACAUCUCGGGGGAGGCGGCGCCCGGCUCCUCGGGGGGUCCCCGCCACGGCCCCCCGGACCCCGACCAAGCCACGCGGGACUUCAUCGACUUCCUGAAGCCCCUGAGACCGGGCCGCGAGAUCUUCAAGCAGUGCCGAGCGUUCACGGAGAGCAUGUUCUACAAGAGGGAACUGGGUGUUGAGGAGCUCUCUGAAUGUGUCCAGGAUUUCUACCAGAAACUUUCUGACUACCUCCACACUCAGUUCAAAGGUUCGUCGGAGCAGGUGGAGAGUGUGAUGGACGAGGUGGAACGGUACAUGAUGAGCCGUCUCUACGAGGGCGUCUUCUGCCCCGAGUCCACCGACGACGAGGACAAAGACCUGGCCAUCCAGAAGAGGAUCAGGGCCUUGCACUGGGUCACCAUGGAGAUGCUGUGCGUCCCCGUGGACGAGGAGAUUCCCGAGGUGUCGGACAGCGUGGUCAAAGCCAUCACAGACGUGAUCGAGAUGGACUCCCGGCGCGUCCCGCAGCAGAAGCUGGCCUGCAUCACGCGCUGCAGUAAGCACAUCUUCAGCGCCAUCCGGGCCACCAAGGGGGAGCCGGCGUCGGCCGACGACUUCCUGCCCGCGCUCAUCUACACGGUGCUGAAGGCCAACCCCCCGCGGCUGCAGUCCAACAUCCAGUACAUCACGCGCUUCUGCAGCCCCAGCCGCAUCAUGAGCGGAGAGGACGGAUACUACUUCACCAACCUGUGCUGCGCUGUGGCCUUCAUCGAGAAGCUGGACGGCCGCUCCCUCAACAUGAGCUCCGAGGACUUUGAGCUCCACAUGUCGGGCCAGACCCCGGCCCCCCCGCGGCCCCCGGCCCCCCCCCCCUCACUGCAGCAGGUCCAGAGCGGCCUGGACCUGCUGACCGGCCUGGGGGUCCGCCAGGAGCGCGUCAUGGAGGGGGCCCGCCGGCUGGAGAGCGACCUCAUCGACUGGAGCCAGGACGUGGAGCACAGGGUGCACGGCGCCCUGGGGGGGCCCCCCCUGGAGGCCGAGGGCCCGCCCCCGGCGACCGAGGGCCCGCCCCCGGCGACCGAGGCCCCGCCCGCACCGUCGGCCAUCGACGCCGACAACGUGGAGAACGACCUCCUGCCGCCGCCGCUGCUGCCACAGCUGUUCGCCGGGUGAUGGGGCCCCGCCUGCCCGCCCCCCCCCCCCCCCCCCCGCCCGGUGACCUAGCGUCCCCCAGGGGCCCCGGUCCCCUUCAUCACACUCCAGAGCAGGCUCCACUCCGCGGGACUCCCCCCCCCCGCAGAGCAGCUCCGUGCCCCCGCAGCAUCACUCCAGACGGACGCUGGGGGCCCCUCUGGAGGGUUCUCUGGGGGCCCCUCUGGAGGGUUCUCUGGAGGCCCCUCUGGAGGGUUCUCUGGGGGCCCUCUGGAGGGUUCUCUGGGGGCCCUCUGGAGGGUUCUCUGGGGCCCUCUGGAGGGUUCUCUGGGGGCCCUCUGGAAGGUUCUCUGGGGGCCCUCUGGAAGGUUCUCUGGGGGCCCUCUGGAAGGUUCUCUGGGGGCCCCUCUGUAGAGUUCUCUGGGGGCCCUCUGUAGAGUUCUCUGUAGGGUUCUUUGGGGGCCCUCUGUAGGGGUCUCUGUAGGGUUCUCUGGGGCCCCUCUGUAGGGGUCUCUGUAGGGUUCUCUGGGGCCCCUCUGUAGGGGUCUCUGUAGGGUUCUCUGGGGGCCCCUCUAUGAGGCUCUCUGUGGGGCCCCUCUGUGGGGGCCCUUCCGUCCCCUCGCACGUUUAGCUUCCUUAGAGAUGACGCUGAUAUUAGGCCACUUUAGAAUCAUAA